Messenger RNA from Cryptococcus deneoformans JEC21, 1938 nucleotides. RefSeq names its product D-erythro-sphingosine kinase, putative. The coding region runs from base 58 to 1758 and encodes 566 amino acids. Gene Ontology annotation, biological process: sphingosine biosynthetic process. The transcript has 10 exons. Gene Ontology annotation, cellular component: intracellular membrane-bounded organelle; membrane; cytoplasm. NCBI's taxonomy places the organism in Eukaryota, Fungi, Basidiomycota, Tremellomycetes, Tremellales, Cryptococcaceae. The record is from RefSeq and is a predicted model, not a curated record.
GCCAGCCACAAUCUGACACCCGUACAUGGAUGGACAGCCCACCUCUACACCCCCACAAUGCGUCCUCCACACCACCUCCCCGUCAUCCUCCACAAUAACAACCGUGGCCUGCUCAUCAUCCAGCCGUCCACUCUCGACGUGCUCCAGCUCUCGGGCGAUGGCCCGCCUCCCAAGCGGCUACUCACGUGCCCUCUGACGAACUUUCUCAAGGCAUAUCUCGCCCCUGCUCCUGAGAACUCAGCACGGCGGCUGGACCUGCAUUGUCUAGGAGGGGGCAUGGGCACGCAGCUGAAACUCGUCAAACUUCAUGUAUUGGUGGAACCCAUCAACAUACCAGAAACGAAUGAGUGGAUAAGAAUGCUAAUGGAGGCAGCUUAUGGCUCGAUCAAGCCCUUCAGAAAUGUUUUGAUCUUGGUCAACCCCGUAGGCGGAAAGGGUAAAGCAAAGGAUAUAGUACAAGAUACUGUUAUUCCUAUACUUGAAGCAGCGGGAACAACUGUAACCGUCAAAGAAACUACUCACAGGCUACAUGCCGAAGAGAUUGCAAGUUCUAUGGAUCUGAUAUACGAUGUGAUUGUCACUGCCUCUGGAGACGGUCUUGUUUAUGAGGUUGUCAACGGCCUUGCAUCCCGCUCAGACGCCCGCAAGGCGUUGCUGACGCCUAUCGCUCCCAUCCCAACAGGUUCAGCCAAUGCUGUCUGCACAAACUUAUUCGGCGUUAAGGACACUUUCAACAUACCUUUAGCUGUACUCAACAUUAUCAAAGGAUGUAACCUCCCCAUUGAUCUUUGCUCCGUCCUUAUCCUCCCAUCCAUGACCCGACGCUUCGCUUUCCUUUCUCAGGCAAUUGGUCUCAUGGUAGAUCUCGACAUUGGUACAGAAAAUCUCAGGUGGAUGGGGGAUACCCGCUUUUUAGUUGGGUUUCUUAAAGGAAUAGCGAACAAUAAGGGCGCUCGUUGUCGAUUGAGGCUCAAAGUUGUCGAAGACGACAAGCAGAACAUGGCUAAAAAGGCAAAGGAACGGACACAGCAAGGGACGACGGAGGGUGCUGUUACUCCGUUGAUCAACGGGACGAGAAAUAUGAGCGUGGACGGUGAGACGCCGGUCUCUACGAACGAUAAUAUCAUCGGCGAGCACGAACCCUCAGCAGUUAUCGGAGAACCUAUAUCAUCUGCCAGCCACACACCACCAAAGCCUGCCAACGCUAAUUAUGUCCCGGACCACGGUCCUAUUCCAGAUGCUCUGCCACUGAAACACGAUGAGACUUGGCUAACUAUUGAGAGUCUCCCGAAGAAGUCAUCCAUCAAGCCCAAAAAGUCUAUUCAGAGUUUGAAGGCACUACGCAAGGCUUCAGCACAAAACAAGUGGGUUGACGGACAAGAGAUUCUAUAUUUCUAUGCUGGAAUGAUGCGUUGGGUGGCUCGAGAUCUGAUGCAAUGGCCUGUCUCCAUCCCAGGAGAUGGCCUGAUAGAUGUAGUUGUCCAAAGCGUAGUACCGAGGCUGACUAUGGCAAAUGCGAUUGCCGGCGCCGAAAAAGGAGAGACAUAUUGGAUGGAUUGCCAGUACUACUACAAGGUUUCACAGUUCAUCGCAGAGAACUUGGACACGGAGAAUCAACCACUUUUUACCAUCGAUGGCGAAGCCUUCCCCUUUGAAUCGUUCCAUGUCGAGGUACAUACUCGAGUUGCCAAUCUUCUUAGCCUAAACGGAGACUUUUUCACCUCCGAUUUCUUGAAGAAGCCCACUGGAAAGAGUUAAGGCCGUCGCACAUAAAUUUCAAGGUUAGAGUAUAUUUGUAUUGUGAAAAGGCUGCAUGAACACCCACAGUACGAACGCCAGUCAUUAUACACCAUCGUUUAAGCAUCAGCACCUUGCUCAUCUUUCGUCUUUCAAUAUAUUCAAAUGACGAGUAACGUACAUGGACCAAUGCAAAAACGA